Molecule: messenger RNA, 1255 nt
Organism: Pararge aegeria (speckled wood butterfly)
Lineage: Eukaryota; Metazoa; Arthropoda; Insecta; Lepidoptera; Nymphalidae
Gene: onecut
Product: hepatocyte nuclear factor 6
Exons: 4
Coding region: 25-1119 (364 amino acids)
Biological process (GO): regulation of transcription by RNA polymerase II
Cellular component (GO): nucleus
Molecular function (GO): DNA-binding transcription factor activity, RNA polymerase II-specific; RNA polymerase II cis-regulatory region sequence-specific DNA binding
Source: RefSeq, a predicted model, not a curated record
CCCCGCUGCCGCCGGCCGCGCGCGAUGGAUGACGCCAGGCUCCGAGACCGCGUGCCGCUCACGGUCAUAGUGGCGCCCAGCAACGUAUCGCCACCCAGGCUUUCCCCCGCCGACCUGUUACCCGACGGCGACGCGGCCUUCCACCCACUGUCCGCUGUGAACGGCCGCCUUACCCCGCCAGGAUUAGAACCAGCUUCGUACGCAACGCUAACCCCGCUGCUACCUUUACCCCCAAUCAGCACAGUCUCGGAUAAGUUCGCCUACCAUGCGGGGGGAACGUUCACGGUCAUCCAACAGCAGCAAUCUUACGCGUCGCUUUCCCCGGCACCGUAUAAUGAACCUUUGUCUCCCCAAUCGGCGUAUAGCAGACGAAGUGUGUCCCCAAAUUCGUUUGAAAGACGCUCCCCAACUCCUCCGUUAGCCAGUCCGGGAUUGGAUCUGAACGCUGCAUUGUUGGCGCGAGAAACAAGGGACGAAGAAGCCCAGGCGCAAGUUCAGGAUAUAGAAGAAAUAAAUACCAAAGAAUUAGCUCAAAGGAUAAGUGGGGAACUGAAGAGGUAUUCGAUCCCGCAGGCGAUAUUCGCGCAAAGGGUCCUAUGCAGGUCGCAAGGGACGUUAAGUGACUUGUUAAGGAACCCUAAGCCCUGGUCAAAGCUCAAGUCUGGAAGGGAGACGUUCAGGAGAAUGUGGAAGUGGCUCCAAGAGCCAGAGUUCCAAAGGAUGUCGGCGUUGCGAUUAGCAGCGGCCCAGAUUCCACAGAGAGGCAGCUGCAAGCGCAAGGAGGAUAUGGCUUCGGAUACCCUGCCUUCCCAGAAGAAGCCGCGUUUGGUUUUCACAGAUCUGCAGCGGCGUACUCUGCAAGCUAUUUUUAAGGAAACGAAGCGACCAUCAAAAGAGAUGCAAGUGACGAUAGCUAGGCAACUAGGGCUAGAGCCAACAACAGUAGGCAAUUUCUUCAUGAACGCGCGCAGAAGAUCAAUGGAUAAGUGGAAGGAUGACGAUGCACCGUCUACAGAACUGGACCAGCAGUGCGACCUGCAGGACCUAGACCACGUACCGAGUCUAGACUCGGCAGAGUCUGAGGAGGAUCACGAUGACCAUGACGAUCAUCUGUUGUGACGCCCUAUACCCCAACAGCACUUGUUAGUGCUUUGAAAACAGAAUGAAGUUGCCCCGGGAUACGGAUUGUUUGAAGGAUAAUGAUGAAAUUGAUAAUCUUUUAAAUAUCAAUUCAAUGUUAUUUUAUCCAUUGCAC